Messenger RNA from Solenopsis invicta (red fire ant), 1077 nucleotides. Its product is annotated as chymotrypsin-2. Gene Ontology annotation, biological process: proteolysis. The coding region runs from base 42 to 854 and encodes 270 amino acids. The transcript is spliced from 7 exons. Gene Ontology annotation, molecular function: serine-type endopeptidase activity. The record is from RefSeq and is a predicted model, not a curated record. NCBI's taxonomy places the organism in Eukaryota, Metazoa, Arthropoda, Insecta, Hymenoptera, Formicidae.
AGUGGGGAGACACAAUUAAAAACAUAUAAAUUGGUAUCGAUAUGACUUCAAAACAGGCUUCAGUCACUCAUCAUAUAAUGGCGUUGAGAGUUUUGUAUUUCUUGAGCCUUCUGGCGUUUUCUUACGCUGGAAUUCUUCCAUUUCUUAAUCCCAGGAUCGUGAAUGGAAGAGAAGCUGAAGAAGGUGAAAUUCCAUAUCAGGUUUCCCUUCAAGACAAAAAUAAUUUUGGUCGCCACUUCUGUGGCGGCUCAAUUCUGGAUGAAAACUAUGUCAUUACAGCAGCUCACUGCGUCGAUAUUAAACAAGAAGAAGAUUUAAAAGUUGUUGCUGGCACUAUCGACCUAGAUUCUCCGAAAUCGUCACAUGACGUCGAAAGAAUAAUUAAACACAAGGAGUACAAUCCAAAAGAUUCUUGGAAAAACGACAUAGCUUUAUUAAAGGUAACACCUCCCUUCAAAGAAUCUGCAACUAUCAAACGCGUUACUCUGCGAUCAACAAAUGUUGAGACUAAUGAUCCUGCUGUGGUAUCGGGAUGGGGAAAACUUUGGCAAACAGGACCAAGUACUAAUAAGUUACGACUAGUCGACAUUUUUAUCGCUGAUCAAACUACUUGCGAAAAUCGGUACCGGGACCGUUUUGGAAUGACGGUGCAUCAAGAUGAGCAAGUUUGUGCAUACAAUCCGUCAAGCGAAAAAGGAUCUUGCCAGGGUGACUCUGGCGGUCCAUUAACUGUCAACAAUGAACUCGUUGGAUUAGUAUCCUGGGCGUAUCUCUGUGCUGAUCAAACCUACCCCACUGUCUUUACUCGUGUCUUCCAUUAUUUGAAUUGGAUUGACGAACAACGCGGUCUAUAACCCACUUUUUACAACAGUGAUUAGUAUUCUGUUGUGUAUCCUCAGUUCAUUACAAUUUUCUAUCUAUCUUUCUUAAAGUUGAGAAAAAAAGAUAUUUGUUUUAUGUAAAAAAUGCAUGAUCACGAUAUGAUGCACAUAGAUGAGUUAUUCAUAAUAGCUCAUCAAAAUUUUGUAAUGUUUUCAAUAAAAUAAAUAUUGAUUCAAUAAAAACAAUUAAGCCUUU